AUACAUAUUACCCUACAUAUGCAUAUACUUAAUUCUACAUUUUGUGUUAAUAUGAAAUUGAUGUAUUACUGUUGGUAGUAAUGUAUCAUAGCAAAUACGAUCAGAAUUUUAUUUUAAUUUAAAUUAAAAUAACUUCGUAAUUAUAUCUAAUAUGUACGACGUUAAAGUUAACAUAGAAUAUUGUGAAACCUGUAACUAUAAACCACAAUUUGUUGAUAUGGUAAAUUUGAUAGAAAAGAACGUACCAACAGCCAAAGUGUCUGGAACCGAAGGAAAAGAAGGAUCCUUUGAAAUUAAGAUUAAUGAUGAAUUAGUUUAUUCCAAACUUCAAACACUAGCAUUUCCAGACUACGAAGCAGUAUGCGAAACUAUCAAAGAUGUAUCAAAUGGUGAACCUAUAAAAAAAGUUACAAAACAACAGCCUAUAGAAUGUACAAUAUCAUGAUCUUCUAUGUUAAAAAAAUGCCAGAACUAAGAGAAACAUUUACAGUGCCUCCGCCAUAAUAGACUUUUUCAAGAACAUGUGCACUAGAAUUCUUCACUAUUAAAGCACCGAUACCAGUUGGAUAUCCAAACAUCUUAUAAAAAGAUAUACAUACAAAGUCUGGUUUAAAUAUGGAUAAAUUCAAAUCGUUUGUUGGUACAAAUCCUGCUGCAUCUAAGAGAACAUACCACUUUGUAUUUAAUUGACCAGUGACGCUGGAAAGCACGUUAUUAUGUGCAUUUUGAAUCCACUUGAGUGGAUAUUUUGCACCAGAAAAAUUGCAUUGGGCAGGAUAAACAAAAAGAGAAUUAUUGUCACUUGCUACAUUGUCAUUCGAAGAAUUUACUGGUUGUUCUAAUACUUGAAAUGCAUGUUUAUGACUAAGACAAGUUACUUUAACGUUUUUUUGGGAGACAACCUCUCGCAUUCCAAGAACUGAAGUAUGAUUGUCUUGCAUGUAAAUAAAAUUUCCUGUAGAUUGAAAUUCAUUAUUUUUAUUAUUGGAAAAACGAAAUGUUUCAGCGAUCACUUUUAGAGAUUGCGUUGCUCCUGAUGUAAAAAUAAUACUGUAUUCUUCUGACGAUGUGUGAAAAUGACUCAAUAUUCUAAAAAAUCACAAUAUAUAAAAAAUAAUACAUUUGUUACACAGUAAUUAAAUUUAUUAAAAAACUA
This is a messenger RNA of Vespula vulgaris, 1156 nucleotides long. Its product is annotated as migration and invasion enhancer 1. The transcript has 4 exons. Gene Ontology annotation, biological process: negative regulation of apoptotic process; positive regulation of filopodium assembly. The coding region runs from base 152 to 445 and encodes 97 amino acids. Lineage: Eukaryota; Metazoa; Arthropoda; Insecta; Hymenoptera; Vespidae. The record is from RefSeq and is a predicted model, not a curated record.